Messenger RNA from Pelagomonas calceolata, 663 nucleotides. The record is from the annotation of a GenBank genome assembly. Lineage: Eukaryota; Pelagophyceae; Pelagomonadales; Pelagomonadaceae.
GCUCCUUCAAUAAAACCCCGUGACGAGGUCGAGGUCAAAAAAAAAAGGCCCUUGCUCUUGGAGUGUAUUUGGGGCCGCGCGGACUGAAUAUUGCACCUUGGGGGCUGCCCUCUUGCGGAGAUGGCGCCCGGUACCACCCCUACCAUGCGCACCACUGGCGCCCCAUCAUCGCGCUGGCAGGCGAGCGCGCAAAGCCCACAGCGACAGCCGAACGUGCAGUUUUUCUCCUUCCCGUGGCAGGGCGGGUCGUGCGCGGCGGCGCGGAUGACAUACUAUAGUGGCCCCUUCGAAAUGCCGUCGCCGGUGGCUUGACGCGGGGAUCGAUGCGCCCGCCGCGGCCGCCGCGGCGCGCGACGCGAACUUGUUUUUCGGGUGCACAGCGUCGCCGGCGAAACGGCACAAACCGCACAGGUUCCCGGCGCAGCUGUGCGAGCAGGACUUCGAAGCGUACGAGUGCAGCGUGAUCAGCGACGACACGAUGCAGGCCGUUGGCGCGGGCAUUCUCAACGAGAGCCCGCGGUCAGCCGACCCGCGGCACUAAGAGGCACGAUGCCGCCGCGACGCCGCCGCCGCCGCCGCGCACACGCGCGGUGUGCCGCCCGGCGCGAGAAACCCCCUCCCCUUGUGCUGUAAGAAGAAGACCACUUAGGCACGCGCGUAUCC